Penicillium nucicola is the source of this 3084-nucleotide messenger RNA. RefSeq names its product putative importin 13. Gene Ontology annotation, cellular component: cytoplasm; nuclear membrane. The record is from RefSeq and is a predicted model, not a curated record. The coding region runs from base 1 to 3084 and encodes 1027 amino acids. Gene Ontology annotation, biological process: protein import into nucleus. The transcript has 4 exons. Gene Ontology annotation, molecular function: small GTPase binding. NCBI's taxonomy places the organism in Eukaryota, Fungi, Ascomycota, Eurotiomycetes, Eurotiales, Aspergillaceae.
AUGGCAACCUGGAUGUCCGACGAGGGCCUUGGGGCCAGAGAGUCAAUCUCUGAAACCCAUAUGCUAGUCACGGAGCUCUACAACCCUGCAAACCAACGAGACCCCGCCAGGAUCAACGAGAUCCAGACACGACUUCAACAACUUCAAAAGACUGAACAUGCGUGGGCAAUAGCUGAUUCUCUCCUGCAAAGCGAGAAUUCCCCCCAACAUCGCUUCAUGGGAGCACUCACCUUCACAGUGAAGAUCAAUGUCUCCUGGAAUGAGAUCAACGAGAACGCAGCCACAGAGAUAAUGCAACACCUCAUCAAUCGCUUUGUUGCUUUGGUCAACAAAGGUGAACAAGCAAUGGUCGUGAGGAAGCUCGCUUCAAGCCUAGUUGCCAUUUUUAGACACCCAGUGACACCGUGGAAGCAAGCUGUGUGGCAGCUUGCUGCAUGCCUCGCGCACGGUGGGCACAUAUCGGAGGAGGAAUCACAAGCGGUGGAUUUCCAGGGGCGCAUACUGCCGGCAUUGGGCAAGAACGGAUCAGGUGCAUUGUUAUUUUUCUCAACGGCGCUUGCUGAGGAGGCUUAUAGGCUGGACUCGGAACCCCAGGAUGGGGCUGGAGACAAACCUGCUAUCCAGCGCGCCAUCUUGAACAUCAAGGACGGACUACUUCUAGCCCAGUAUGUGCUACGAGAGAUGGCACAUCAUUCAAAGGUAGCUGGAGAUGAUGUUGUUGAUGGAGCGUUGGGGGCUGAAGCUAUGAGCUCUUGGAAGACGUGGCUAGGAGUACAUGGAAACCGUCAGCGCUCUUCGGCCGAAGAUGUCAAUGCCUUGGCUGUAAGCUGUGGCCAUACUAUCAUCGAAACACUCAGGGUUCCUAGCUUGAGUGAGAGCGCAGCUUCUAUUCUGACCCAGGCCUUCGAAACCCGGCGGUGGGCUUUUGACGAUAGCUCAAUCUGGCUGUUGUCCGAGAUUCUUGCUGAUUCAUUCGUCACAGCGCGCAUCGCUGCUGUGAGAAGUGGAGAAGAGGGCAAUGAGAGCAUGUCGUUUGUCGAUCUUUUGAUUGCCUACGUCUCGCACUUGCACUUGGGUGUCUUUAGUGACCCAAUUACCCCACAAAAUACAGCGAUUCUGGCCCUUGUGCAUAGCAUAUUUGAGACACCUGGAUAUGCUGCCAUUGAUGAUCUCGGUACCCCACGGGUAUUGGAGUUUUGGAAUGAGAUCGCGGAGAGCCUUCCCGAUGAACUGGAAGAAGGCAGCUCGAGGUAUCAGCUGGUGAAGUCCCAUAUAGCUCAAGUUGUGCUGAGACUUUCCGGUAAAUUGUUGUACCCUAGCCCCGAAGAUCUGGAAGAUUGGACCGAUGAAGAGCGGAGCGAAUUUGGCGCUUUCCGCCAUGAUGCUUGUGACUACCUCCUGUCGGCGUACCCAGUCCUUGGUGUUGAAUUGGUGACUGUUUUCCAGAGAAGUGCGACAUCUUACUUGGAGGCCCGGGACUGGCGCAACUUCGAGACUGCCAUAUUCUGCAUCGCUCAACUCUCAGAGGCUGUCGACGAAAAUGGUCACGCCGACCAAUGCCUGGAUGCUAUUUUCGGAAGUGACUCCUUUGCCCGGCUUUGCGCUGGUGGUGAGACAAACAUUCCACUUAAGGCUCGUCAGACCUUGGUGGAUUCGUUCGGGAAAUAUCAGUCGUACUUCGAACGCCAUAGCGCAUUACUUGCUGGUGUUCUGAACAUCUUGUUUGACUCUCUCAAUUACGAACUGUGUGCUCAAGCUGCUUCAAGAUCUAUCUUGACUCUAUCGAAGUCCUGUGCCCGGGUGUUGACACCGGAUCUUCCAGCAUUCUUAGAUCAGCUGGACCAGUUCAGAAGCAAGCCGACGGCGACUGUAUCUACGAUGCCGAAGGUCCUGGAAGGCAUUGCGACUAUCAUUCAGAACCUACAAACCGAUGAAGAGAAAGUGCAAACCCUAGAGAGAAUUCUCGGCUUCUUUGUUCAGGAAGCCAACACAGCGCGCGCUGAGGUUACCGGCCCUGAAUAUGAGUCUGGUCGUGCACGGGGCCACCUUGUAUUGAGCUGUAUUGCCAGUAUUGGAAGAGGCCUUCGUUCUGAAAAUGAUGAACCCAUCAAUAUCGACAGCCAAGCGGACGGCAAUCCUUACCCUCCGUCUUUCUGGAACGCUGGACCGGGUGCCGAAGCCCAAAGAUUAAUCAUGGAGGCUAUGCGACUUCUCAUUGUUGACUUUCCCGUGGAUAACAGCAUAAUUGAAGCAGCCUGCGAUAUCUUGAAAGCCGGAUACACAGAAACCGCAGGACUUUUCGUCUUUCCGCCUUCGAUGACGGUUGAUUUCAUCAAGAGCUUCCCUCUUGGUAUCUCGGGAACAGAUGUUAUUAUGGCGACGGCCUCAUCAUUCUUGGCAUCGCACGCCUCCCAUGCGAUGAACAUUCGUAGUGAAGCCGCAGCCCUGAUCGACCAUGUUGCCCAACUGUUUUCUUCGAUGCUCCAGAACCCGGAUCUCUACGAUCCAGAAACUGCAAACGCCGGUAUUGACUUCCUGGCACGUCUACUUCCCAAGUACUAUCCAAUUCUGUUUACUUCCGGACCAGAGCUCAGCCCGGAAUCCCCUCUCGUUGUGCUACUCCAUUUCACACUUCACGCAUUAACACGACCCGAGCCCCUUCCUCUCCGAUCCGCCUCGCUAUUUUGGAUUGCAUUCAUUGAUCUCCGCGGCAAUACCCAAGACCAAACCUCUAUCAUCGAAGCAGUCCACCAAGAAUUCAUCCCGCGCCUGUGCUACACCAUCGUCCAACAAAUUGCAGGCCAGUGCGCAAGAUCAGAUCUGGUUUCAUUGAAUGAUGCCCUCCGACGUACUAUUUUCAAGAAAAUGGUACUGGCUCGCCCGGCUCUAAAAGCUGCACUCGACGCUUUAAACGCGCAGGUCACAGACCCGAGCGGGCAGCAAGUGCCUCUUCUCUCAGCGCACGACAAAUCUCGAUUCCUGGAGUCCCUCGCUAUUGCUCGGGGUGCCCAGAAACAGUCACUUGAUAUUGUGCGUGCCUUUUGGUUGAAGUGCCGCGGAAUGAAUUUCGAUUAUGCUCAGUGA